GCUUUCUCCUUCACCAUGGAAACAGUCACAUUCUUCCGUUCCCCGCCUUCCUCGGCAUCGAUCCGUGGCAAGGAACCAUCUCUCUACACAGUGAAAGCCAUUCUGAUUUUAGACAAUGAUGGAGACCGUCUUUUUGCUAAGUAUUAUGAUGACACCUAUCCCACCGUCAAGGAGCAGAAGGCGUUUGAGAAGAAUAUUUUCGGCAAGACCCAUCGGACAGAUAGUGAGAUUGCCCUCUUAGAAGGCCUGACUGUUGUUUAUAAGAGCAGCAUUGACCUGUAUUUUUAUGUUAUCGGCAGCUCCUAUGAAAAUGAGCUGAUGCUAAUGGCUGUGCUCAACUGCCUCUUUGACUCACUCAGUCAGAUGUUGCGAAAGAAUGUGGAGAAACGAGCUCUCCUAGAGAACAUGGAAGGCCUUUUCCUCGCAGUGGAUGAAAUUGUGGAUGGGGGGGUGAUUUUGGAGAGUGAUCCCCAGCAAGUUUUACAUAGGGUUGCUGUACGUGGGGAGGAUGUCCCUCUCACAGAACAGACAGUCUCACAGGUACUGCAGUCAGCAAAGGAACAGAUUAAGUGGUCCCUUCUGCGAUGAAGAACCAUGUGGGAUCUGAUCCAUUGACCUGCUGUCUCCAACUGAACCUCCUGUCUGUUUGUCUUGCACUGACCAAAUUAUAACAUGACCACCAUUUUUGACAGA
This is a messenger RNA of Pantherophis guttatus, 693 nucleotides long. RefSeq names its product coat protein complex I subunit zeta 1 (gene COPZ1). NCBI's taxonomy places the organism in Eukaryota, Metazoa, Chordata, Lepidosauria, Squamata, Colubridae. The record is from RefSeq and is a predicted model, not a curated record. Gene Ontology annotation, cellular component: COPI vesicle coat. Gene Ontology annotation, biological process: intra-Golgi vesicle-mediated transport; retrograde vesicle-mediated transport, Golgi to endoplasmic reticulum; intracellular protein transport.